Molecule: messenger RNA, 2055 nt
Organism: Prunus dulcis (almond)
Lineage: Eukaryota; Viridiplantae; Streptophyta; Magnoliopsida; Rosales; Rosaceae
Product: phosphatidate cytidylyltransferase 4, chloroplastic-like
Exons: 7
Coding region: 174-1403 (409 amino acids)
Cellular component (GO): membrane
Molecular function (GO): transferase activity, transferring phosphorus-containing groups
Source: RefSeq, a predicted model, not a curated record
AAGCAACAAAAGAUGGAAACAAACAAAGCAACACCUAUCAAUCAACUCCUCUCGACACCUCCGCCCACCAUAUCGGUGGCACAUACAACACACUGCAAGAGCAGAACAGAAAUCAACAUGCUCUUCCUCUUGCUAAAUAAAACUGACCAGUAAGUAGUGAGCCUCAAUUCAUCAUGGCAACGACGUCGUAUUUCCAACUCCAUCGGUGCAGUCCAAUCCCCCUCUCUCUUUCCUCUCGUUGCUCUUGUCCCUGCCGCCCCUCGCCCUCCAAAACCCUAGUUCUCACUCGUCACCGCGCAAAAUUGGGUCAUCUGGAUCUCUUGUUCGACGGAAAUAGACGUGCGCUGGGGCUUGGCCAAAAUGGAGCUUUGGCUAGCCGCCGGCUAAUCGCAGUCGCGGCUCGAGCCGAGCCGGAACGGCUUAGCGAGGACAAUGCCCACCAGGAAGUCCACAAAGGCCAUAAAUUGUCAAUGAAUGAGGAUGCGGUCUCAGAGCAUCAACAGAAAGCCAGUCAGUUAAAGAAAAGAAUUUUUUUUGGACUCGGAAUUGGGUUAUCCGUAGGCAUUGUCGUGUUGGCUGGAGGAUGGGUUUUCACAGCAGCUGUGGCAGCUGCUGUCUUUGUUGGCGCACGCGAGUAUUUUGAAUUGGUUAGGAGUCAUGGAAUUACUGCAGGGAUGACACCUCCACCUCGAUAUGUGUCACGAGUUUGCUCUGUUAUUUGUGCUCUCAUGCCCCUAGUUACCUUGUAUCGUGGUCAAAUUGAUGUUUCCGUUACAUCUGCUGCCUUUUUUGUUGCUAUGGCAUUGCUUUUACAGAGAGGAAAUCCUCGCUUUGCACAGCUUAGUAGCACAAUGUUUGGGCUAUUUUACUGUGGAUAUCUUCCUUGUUUCUGGGUUAAGCUUCGAUGUGGCCUAGCAGCACCAGCCCUAAACACUAGUUUUGGAUCAGCAUGGCCCAUCCUUCUUGGUGGACAAGCUCACUGGACUGUUGGUCUUGUGGCAACCUUGAUUUCUUUCAGUAGCAUAAUUGCUGCUGACACUUAUGCUUUUCUGGGUGGCAAGGCAUUUGGUAGGACACCCCUUACUACUGUUAGCCCAAAGAAGACAUGGGAAGGAACUAUUGUAGGGUUGGGCGGUUGUAUAGCCACUUCUGUUGUAUUAUCAAGGAUAUUUUGCUGGCCCAAAUCUUUAUUAAGCGCGAUGGCUUUUGGGUUUCUGAAUUUUUUUGGCUCCGUAUUUGGUGAUCUUACGGAAUCGAUGAUCAAACGUGAUGCGGGUGUAAAGGACUCUGGGUCUCUAAUACCAGGACAUGGAGGAAUACUAGAUAGAGUGGACAGUUACAUGUUCACGGGUGCACUUGCAUACUCCUUUGUCAAAACCUUCUUGCCACUUUAUGGAGUUUGAUAGACAUAUUUGAUCAUUGCGAAGUGAUAUUAGAAAGGAAAUCAUGGUCAUUACCAAGUCAAAAUGAGGCAAAGCUGUUUUGGUUAGCAUGAGCUGCAAGCAUGUUGGAGGGACGAAUUCUCUCGUUUACUCAAUCUGAGAGAGAGAGAGAGAGAGAGAGAGAGAGAGAGAGAGAGAGAGAGAGAGAUUUCUCCGAGUCCUAAUUUAAUCUGAUCUAGAAAGAUGUUCCUCAGUACUUGUAAGGGGCAGAUUUCUCCGAGUCCUAAUUUAAUCUGAUCUAGAAAGAUGUUCCUCAGUACUUGUAAGGGGCUUGAGAUAAUAUUUCCUGACUUCUCCAGGUUCUGAUACCAAAUCCACGUUCAAAGGAAUACUUGUUUUACAAUGUUUGUUGAAUUGCAUGACAUCAGUUGUAGUUCAAUAUUGCUUCCAAAAUCCAGCGGUGGCAUGGUCAUCUCUGAUUUCUACGGUAGAGCUGCUUUGAGCCAUUGACGCUAGUUUUCUCCUCACCUCACCCUUUAUCUGGGAGUCUUAUUUUUUAUUUUUGUAUAUUUAUGUUGGAUGAGUCUCAUUUUCUUCUUAUUUGUUUUACUGUUGUAGUGAAUAAUAACAACUAUUUAAUUGUCAAUAAAGGUUGCAUCAUUCUUUGGGGAAA